Molecule: messenger RNA, 4887 nt
Organism: Suncus etruscus (white-toothed pygmy shrew)
Lineage: Eukaryota; Metazoa; Chordata; Mammalia; Eulipotyphla; Soricidae
Gene: AFF2
Product: ALF transcription elongation factor 2
Exons: 21
Coding region: 121-4062 (1313 amino acids)
Biological process (GO): regulation of RNA splicing
Cellular component (GO): nuclear speck; nucleus
Molecular function (GO): G-quadruplex RNA binding
Source: RefSeq, a predicted model, not a curated record
GCAGGAGCCGGCACGAGCCGAUGCGGCCCGGGCACUUUUAGCCGGGCAGAGGGGCCGGAGAGCCGCGAGAGCGCCGCGCCGCCCCACCGCCGCCUGCACGCGCCCUGGCCGUCUGCCGCGAUGGAUCUAUUCGACUUUUUCCGGGACUGGGACUUGGAGCAGCAGUGUCACUACGAACAGGAUCGCACUGCCCUUAAAAAAAGGGAGUGGGAGCGAAGGAAUCAAGAAGUCCAACAAGAAGAGGAUCUCUUUUCUUCAGGCUUUGAUCUGUUCGGCGAGCCCUACAAGACAAACAAGGGUGAUGCCCUUGCCAACCGAGUCCAGAAUACGCUGGGAAAUUAUGAUGAAAUGAAGGAUUUGCUAACUAACCAUUCUAAUCAGAAUCAUCUAGUGGGAAUCCCAAAGAAUUCUGUGCCCCAGACUCCCGUCAACAAAAAUGAAACCAGUUUUUUUCCAGAACAAAAGAAUCGAAUGAUCUCAUCUCACCAAGACAACACUCACUCCUCCUCUUCAGCACCAAUGCCUCCACCUUCUGUUGUAAUACUGAAUUCAACUUUAAUUCACAGCAACAGGAAAGCCAAACCAGAGUGGCCACGAGAUAAUCAUAAUGCUAAUGUUCUAUCAGCCAACCAGGCUGGUAUUCCGCCAAACAAAAUGCAGACAUCUACCCAGGAGCAGCCCCCAGCCAGACUGGAAGACUUCUUUGUCUACCCAGCAGAACAAUCUCAAGUGGGAGCAGUCCAAGAUUCAAAUCCAUCUACAAAGGAAGAUGGUGCUCUCAAGACCAGUGGAGCAGAAGCUUUCAAAGAAAUCUUUCAGUCCAACUCACCCGAAGAAUCUGAAUUUACAGUGCAAGCACCUGGGUCUCCCCUAGUUGCCUCCUCCUUGUUAGCUCCCAGCAGUGGUCUUUUGGUUCAAAAUUUUCCAACAGGGCUCUACUGCAAAACUAGCAUGGGGCAGCAAAAACCAACUGCGUAUGUUAGACCUAUGGAUGGCCAAGACCAGGCCCCGGACAUUUCUCCAACACUGAAGCCGUCUAUUGAGUUUGAGAACAGUUUUGGGAAUCUGACAUUUGGAUCACUCUUGGAUGGAAAACCCAGUGCUGCCAGUGCAAAGACAAAACUGCCAAAGUUUGCGGUUCUCCAAACAAACGAAGUGAGCCUUCCCAGUGAUCCAAGCUGUGUGGAAGAAAUCUUACGGGAGAUGACCACUUCCUGGCCUCCUCCACUCACGGCCAUACAUGCUUCAGGAAACUCUGAGCAGAACCCAUUUUGCACGCCAGCACAGGAACCACAACAUCUGAACCCAGGAUUUGCCUUACAAAAGUGGAGUGACCCAACCAGCAGAGCUUCUACAAAGAUGCUUGAGGAUGACCUGAAACUAAGCAGCGAUGAAGAUGACCUUGAGCCAGUGAAGACGUUGACAACUCAGUGUACAGCCACCGAGCUCUAUCAGGCUGUUGAAAAGGCCAAACCUAAGAAUAAUGCUGUGAACACACUAUUGACCUCACCUUCAUCUCCACCUGCAAUGCAAGGUUCUGGGGGAGCAGGCAGUUCCAGUGACUCGGAGAGCAGUUCAGAGUCGGACUCUGACACUGAAAGCAGCACCACGGACAGCGAGACCAAUGAGGCUCCUCGUGUGACCACUCCAGAGCCUGAUCCACCCUCAACAAACAAGUGGCAGUUGGAUAAGUGGCUUAACAAGGUGACAUCUCAGAAUAAGUCCUUUAUUUGUGGUCAAAAUGAAACACCCAUGGAAACGAUUUCUAUAGCUCCACCAACCAUCCAGCCAAUGGAAGUUCCCAUCAAAAUGAAGACAACCCCCAGCCAGGCCCUGCCUGAACCCAAAGAACGGCCUCUUAUGGGACUUAUCAGGGAGAAAGCUCGCCCACGGCCCACCCAGAAGGCUCCAGAAACAAAGGCUGUGAAGCACAAGUUGUCUGUCUCACUGGACACAGUUUCCCAAAGGACAACUGGGAAAAAACAGCCCAAAAAGAAUGAGAAGAAUACCAGCCUUGAGGAGAUGACCUGGCCCAAACCAAAUAUUCCCAGCAGCACUCCCAAAGAGAAAGAAAGCCUAGCCCUGGAGCUUCCUGAGCCCCCUAGAGGCCGCAACAAAACCACUGUCCACAAGCCUGUGCCAAGGAAAGAACCCAGGCCCAACAUCACCGUGGCUGCUGAGAAAAAGAAAUACAGGGGGCCUAGCAAGAUUGUGCCAAAGUCCCGUGAAUUCAUUGAAACGGAUUCGUCGACAUCAGAUUCGAACACUGAUCAGGAAGAGAACCUGCAGGUCAAAGUCCUGCCUCCUUGUGUUGUCCCUGGGGCUCAUCCUGCCAAAUCCAAGGAGACCAACCUGUCCCUGGGCACCUUACUCAAUCACAGCAGCAGCAGCAGCAGCAGCAACAUACCCAUCAAUCAUGAGGAGCCAAUUUUUUCACCGAGCCCUCUUGCACAAACCGAGCUGUUAUCUCCUCUGCAAGAGCCCGAACAUCCAAAAAAUCUCUGGGUAAAGAUUGACCUCGGCUUGCUUUCUCGAGUUCCUGGCUCCAACUCAGCCCAAGCAGCUGCAGCCAAGCCAGACCACAAGGAAACUGCCUCAAAACCCAGGCGUCCAUCUGCAGCUGCCUCUGCCACCAGUGCCACUGCUACUGCUGCUGAAAGACCUGCCACCAAGGGCAAACGCAAGCACAAGCCAACAGAAGUUGCCGAGAAGAUCCCUGAGAAGAAGCAGCGUGUGGAAGAGAACACUAUCUGCCUGCUCCCUCCUUGCAUCUCGCCAGCUCCACCCCACAAGCCUCCUAACACUAAAGAAAACAAUUCAUCCAGGAGAGCAAAUAGAAGAAAAGAAGAAAAGCUGUUUCCUCCUCCACUUUCCCCUCUGCCAGACGAUCCGCCACGCCGCAGGAAUGUCAGUGGCAGUAGUGGCCCCUUCAGUCAAGACAAAAGCAUUCCUAUGAUUGGACAGAUCACCUCUACCAAACCUAAGAGGAAUGAAGGCAAAUUCUGCUCAACUUUCAAAGGGAUACCCAUAAAUGAUGGAGACACUACCAGAAAGACAACUUCGACCAGCGUUGCUGUCAGCAACCCUGCUAUUACCGCUGCCAUAAUCAAUUCUACUGCCCUCAUCUCAGCCCCUGUCACAGCCACUGCCACCACUACUGCGACAGCCACUACGACAACUACUACCACUACCAUUUCCACCAUAACCUCCACCAUCACCCCAGGCCUCAUGGACAGCAGCCACCUGGAAAUGGCGACCUGGGCAGCCUUACCCCUGUUGUCAAGCAGCACCACAAAUGUUCGACGACCCAAGCUCACUUUUGAUGACUCGGUUCAUAAUGCUGAUUUUUACAUGCAAGAAGCUAAAAAGCUGAAACACAAAGCAGAUGCACUGUUCGAGAAAUUUGGUAAAGCUGUGAAUUAUGCGGAUGCAGCCCUGUCGUUCACCGAGUGUGGCAAUGCGAUGGAGCGUGACCCACUGGAAGCCAAGUCUCCUUAUACCAUGUACUCCGAGACUGUGGAGCUGCUCAGGUAUGCAAUGAGGCUGAAGAACUUCGCGAGUCCCUUGGCUUCGGAUGGAGACAAAAAGCUGGCAGUCUUGUGCUACCGAUGCUUGUCACUUCUCUACUUGCGAAUGUUUAAACUGAAGAAGGACCAUGCUAUGAAGUAUUCCAGAUCACUGAUGGAAUAUUUUAAGCAAAAUGCUUCAAAAGUCGCUCAGAUACCAUCUCCCUGGGUGGGCAAUGGAAAAAACACUCCAUCACCAGUGUCUCUCAACAACGUCUCUCCAAUCAACGCCAUGGGCAAUUGUAACAAUGGCCCCAUCACCAUUCCUCAACGCAUUCACCACAUGGCUGCCAGUCAUGUCAACAUCACAAGCAAUGUGCUCCGGGGCUAUGAGCACUGGGACAUGGCAGACAAACUGACAAGAGAGAACAAAGAAUUCUUUGGAGAUCUGGACACGCUCAUGGGGCCUCUGACGCAGCACAGCAGCAUGACCAAUCUUGUCCGUUACGUUCGCCAGGGACUGUGUUGGCUACGCAUUGAUGCCCACUUGUUGUAGUGGGUGCAUCCCAUUUCUGGUAUCACCACUCAUUACUCUACCUCUACCAGAUCACCAAUGGUCACUGGUGGAAUUUUACUCAUUUUGAAAUGUUCUCUCUGAGUCUGUUUAUUUCAAUACACUUUUGAGAUCUGUGAACAACAGAGGUAGCAGAUGUCAAUGGAAGUGGACACUACAACUUGAGAGCAAUGUAUGUUUCAUGACCGUCAUUUUUUUAGUAUUUUCUAUGCAGCAUUAGUCAAAUCCUACCAUUCUUUUGUGCUGAUAAAAUGAUACAUUCAUUCCCUCCAGUGUUGCUUGAAGUCCACACUACCCAAAACAAAGAAUGGAAAGUACUUGUGAUGAUAACAGGUUCCUGAACAAUGACAUUAUAUACACAUUUACAUACAUGUGUAUGUAUGGUCUUAAAAUUAGAGGACCUGCAAGAUUCCAAAUUUCGGCACUAACCAUGCCCCAAACCUUAAUCUUAUGUCCAGAAAAAAAGCAUAUUUCAGAAUCCAUUCUUAAAAUUUCGUUGUUCCCACAAACUCAGUCUCAGGUGAGAAUUUUCAUUGUUAAAACCCAGUGGUUAAACAUAAAAUGAAGAGUAUUAGAGAAAUAAAUGAGCUUAUCUAGGCCACUCUUCGAAUGAGACUAUGGCACACAACCAGAGGGGUUUUUUUGGUUUGGUUUGGUUAACAUUACUUUUUUGAUUCUCUAUUUAAAAAUUGUAAUGGGGUCUGAGAGAUAGUACAGAGGGUAGGGUACUUGUGUUGCAUGCAACCAACCCAGGUUCAAACCCAGCAUCCCAUAUGGUCCCCUGAUCCAAACCAGGAGUGAUCCCUG